Messenger RNA from Rhinolophus ferrumequinum (greater horseshoe bat), 1781 nucleotides. It is a transcript of the gene DRC10, whose product is annotated as IQ motif containing D. The transcript has 5 exons. The record is from RefSeq and is a predicted model, not a curated record. Lineage: Eukaryota; Metazoa; Chordata; Mammalia; Chiroptera; Rhinolophidae. Bases 204 to 1535 code for a protein of 443 amino acids. Gene Ontology annotation, molecular function: protein binding.
AGAAAAAUCAGUCAGACGCCUGGUCCCUCCUUCUGAGUUUGGCGGGUAACCUAGCAACGCAGGUACAGAGGUGGUAACUGUGAAUACAGAAAGCUGGAGCACUUGGAGCAGGGUGUGAAGGAUAAUAAAAGCAGGAGACCCACCCAGGCUACCAAAGUCUCAGUCUCCCAGGACAUACAAAGACAAAGAAGGCUGCUCACCAAAUGGCGUUAGACAGCCUCACCUUGGUCCCUCUGUACAAAGGCUCCAAUAGCAACAGAAUAAGGCUGAUGGCAGAGACAUCCAAAAAGUCAGCCUCCCUGCUAAAAUCCUUGGUCCCCUCGAAGAGCAAACUCACCACCAUUGAGACCAAGAGGAUCAUGUCCGUACUAGACGAGACCAUCCACAAGGUGAAGUUGGUGAGCCUGCUGUCGUCUGCAGCAUCCAAUAACGAGGGUCUGGAGGGGAUGCUGGGAGAGGACAUCACGAAAGCAGUGAGAGAAAACGAGGACCUCUGCCAGCUCCUCCUGGACAAAGCCAAUUACCUGCAGGAGGAAGAAAUGCGGUUGCACGAGGAAGAAGAGUUCGAGGACGAAGGCUGGUUCAGAGACCGCCUCCUCUCCAUACAGCAGCAGAAGUCCCACCUCCUGCCACUUAAGCAGCAGAUUAAAGAAUCCACCAAGAACACCCUAAGACUCUUGCUCAAUAACCCGCAGGCUGCCAGGUUCUUGCAGAUGCAGUUGCUGGACAGAAGUGCAGAAGCCCAGAGUUUUAUUGAUAGCCUGACAGAACUCCGGGGUUUCCUGUUUGAGAAGCUCCUCACUAGUCCUAUGGAAGCCAGAGACAAGGCUCAAUUCAUACAGGAUGUCACUAGACAGAACAAGAGGAACCAAGAAGUCAUCAAUGACCUUGAAAGUGAAUUGGCGGAGAGCUUGAAGAACAGGGAUGCAGAGGUGCAGAAAGAGAACUUUGUGAUCCAAGAACUGAAAAAUCACCUGCACCAGGUGCUCAGGUUCUCAGAGAACAGCCUCCUUCGCACUAAGCAUGAGGCCGAGAAGCAGCAGAAGGCGGACGUCCGGGCCUCGCAGGCCAGGGUGGCCAAGAUCCGGCAGGAGAUCCAGCAGCUGCGGUCACAGUUCCACAACCUGCUCAUGGAGAACCGGGAGGCAGAGCAGGCGCUGAGGAAGAAGAAAUAUAAAGUGGAGACGGAAAUCGAGAACUGGAUCCAGAAAUACGACAUAGAGAUGAGUGAAAAGCAGGACGAGUACGAGGAGCUGGACAUCAUCCACAAGGAGGAGAAGGCCCAGUUGGAGCAGCUGAAGGACAGGCACAAAGCACUGUUGGAGGAGUUCUCCCAGAUCCGGGCCGAGCAGGAGAUCAACUCCAAGAAGAACCUGGAGGCCGAGCAGGAGAUGGUGCGCAUGGUGCGGGCGGCCACCCUCAUCCAGGCCGUGUGGAAGGGCUACCUGGUCCGCUCCGUGCUCAGGUCCAAGAAGAGGAAGCGGGGCAAGGGCAAAGCGAAGGACAAGAAGGGGAAGGCCAAGGGCAAGAGAUGAGGCCCCUCCCCCUAGGCAGCUCUGAGCCCUGUACCGUUUGCGCCCCUCACCUCUUGGAGAGCAGGCCAGGAAGCCACUGGAACAGGGAGCCCCGCGAUGCUGGCUUUAAUGCUUUUUCAAAAUGAAACACUGUUUUAAAGCACAUCCUACAAGUAAACCUCGUUUUACCCAGGGCCGUUGGCUGUGUGCAUGUUUGAGCUUGCUGAUGCCGUUACCAUGAGAGCACGUAGGCCGGGGCGUCAGCAC